GUUAUCUGAUGUAAAAUAAGACUAAGAUUGAUUUUCAUUUGGGAAACUAUGGGUUCCAGUCAUGGAAAAUCUUCAACUAUCAGGGAUCAAUCAGUUGAAGUCGCGGUAUCUUCAGAGAAGGAAGAAAUCCUUCACACCAGGAGACGAAAACCGAAUCCAAGACUCAGCAGAGGAGUACCAAAAGGCAUAGAAGGUGAACUAGUUGUUGCUGGAUGGCCUAAUUGGCUUGUUGCAGUUGCAGGUGAUGCUUUAAAUGGAUGGCUUCCAAGAAAAGCUGAUACUUUUAACAAAAUAGAUAAAAUUGGCCAGGGAACUUACAGUUAUGUCUACAAGGCUCACGAUUGUUUGCUCAAUAAGUUUGUUGCUCUGAAGAAGGUUCGUUUUGACAAUUUUGAACCCGAGAGUGUCAAGUUUUUGGCAAGAGAAAUCAUUAUAUUGAGAAGGCUUGGUGAUCACCCGAACGUUAUCAAAUUGGAAGGUUUAGCCAUCUCGAAAAUGCACUAUAGUUUGUACCUUGUUUUUGAUUGCAUGGAAUAUGAUCUCAAGGCAAUUCAGGAACAAAAAGGUGUCAAGUUUUCUGAACCUGAAAUCAAAUGUUACAUGAACCAGCUGCUUAAAGGGCUUGAUCACUGCCAUAGCCGUGGUAUCUUGCAUCGAGAUGUAACAACUUCUAACUUGUUAGUUGAUAAAUAUGGUAUCCUGAAAAUUACAGAUUUUGGGUUGUCAAUAUUUUUUGAUCCAGAACAAAGCAUCCCCUUAACUAGCAAAAUUGUGACUCUCUGGUAUCGGCCACCAGAACUUUUGCUUGGAUCAAAUUGUUAUGGAGUUGGAGUUGAUUUAUGGGGUGUUGGUUGUGUACUUGGUGAACUAUUUACUGGAAAGCCUAUUAUGCCUGGUAAAACUGAAGUUGAUCAAUUGCAUAAAAUCUUCAAGCUGUGUGGUUCUCCAUCUGAUGAUUUUUGGCUACAAUCUAAAUUGCCUAAUGCAAAGAUAUUUAAGCCAAUAAAGCCUUAUAGACGGAUUCUUCACACGGCCUUUUAUGAUCUUCCUGCAGCUGCUGUAGGACUAAUUGACACUUUACUUUCCUUAAAAGCUGAAUACCGAGGGACUGCAGCUCUUGCUCUUCAGAAUGAGUUUUUCACAACAAAACCAUUUGCUUGUGAUCCCUCAAGUUUGCCACAGUGUCCCCCUAGCAAAGAGAUCGAUGCAAAGAAGACAGAAAUCAUGAGGAGUAGGAACCAGAAGUAUGCACGCGAUAGAAGUGUAAGGGCAUUUCCAUAUCCUGAAGCUAAUGCAGAAUUAAAGAGUAACAUAGACAGAAGACAACUCCUUACUCAUUCAAAAGCCCGGGAUAGGCUUGAAAAAAUAAACGAAUGUGUCUCAGAAGGUGUUCUAAAUGAAGGAACAAACUCCUCUGAAUGUUUUCAGGUGUCCAGCAGAAAAGAGGGCUCAGAGAAUUAUACUCAGAUUUUUGCUACUCCUAAUCAAAGGAAUAAUCAGAGAGCGAUAAGGAAAGAACCAAUUCAUGAUGACCAUGAUAUCAAGGGAAAGAAGAAGUGGUCAGGUCCAUUACCUGCUGCAUCAGAUAAAAUGCAGGAUUUACUCAGAGAGCAUGACACCAUGAUCCUCAAAACUGUUACACAUGCGAGGCUUGAGAAGGGAUCAACAGCUAAAGGGAAUGACCAUGACUCUAAGGGAAAGAUGAAUCAUUCUUUAGGUCCAUCAACGACAUUGACUAAUGACCAAAUAUCUACUCUUUUACUUGACAGGUGGACCAAUAUGCAGGGAUUACCAAGAGAGCAUGCGGCAUGGAUCCUAAAAGAUGCUCAAUGGGUGAUGUCUGACAAGAAAAAAAUGUCGGAAGGGGAAGGCAAUAACUCCAACCAACUUAUUGAACAAUUGUUGCCUCCUGCAGAAUCAGAUGGCUUUGACUUCCUGGAAGACAACCAAUAUUUUGGUCCACCUCCAUCUGUAUCAAAACCAAUUGAUGUGGAUCGAAUAAUUAGAGAGCACGACCGAUAGAUCCAAGAAUCUGUUGAACGCACUAAGCAACAGAAAAAACUAGCUAAAGCUCGGUUUUGAGAAAAUAGUCAUUUCCAGACCUGGAUCAACUAUAGUCCAUUUGAAGAAAAAACCGAGAGAGGAGGGGGAAG
This is a messenger RNA of Solanum dulcamara, 2153 nucleotides long. Its product is annotated as probable serine/threonine-protein kinase At1g54610. The record is from RefSeq and is a predicted model, not a curated record. The coding region runs from base 49 to 2022 and encodes 657 amino acids. The transcript is spliced from 2 exons. Gene Ontology annotation, biological process: protein phosphorylation; positive regulation of transcription elongation by RNA polymerase II. Gene Ontology annotation, molecular function: RNA polymerase II CTD heptapeptide repeat kinase activity; ATP binding; cyclin-dependent protein serine/threonine kinase activity. NCBI's taxonomy places the organism in Eukaryota, Viridiplantae, Streptophyta, Magnoliopsida, Solanales, Solanaceae. Gene Ontology annotation, cellular component: cyclin-dependent protein kinase holoenzyme complex; nucleus.